Schizosaccharomyces japonicus yFS275 is the source of this 2701-nucleotide messenger RNA. RefSeq names its product biotin-protein ligase. Lineage: Eukaryota; Fungi; Ascomycota; Schizosaccharomycetes; Schizosaccharomycetales; Schizosaccharomycetaceae. Bases 380 to 2296 code for a protein of 638 amino acids. The record is from RefSeq and is a predicted model, not a curated record. The transcript has a single exon. Gene Ontology annotation, molecular function: biotin--[biotin carboxyl-carrier protein] ligase activity.
AAAUAAUCAGUUGCAGCACUAUCAAUCUUCUGUCUUUUCAUACUAACAAGCAUCAUCUAUUUGUCAUACAAUUCGCCAUACGUUAAUUUCUAAGGCAUACAAAAUUUCAACACUCAGACUUUUAGUUCCCCAAUCUUAGACUUUCUUUUCUUCAAGAACCUAUAUACCCAAUUGUUCCGUUGUGCAUCCUUUUACAAUACUAUUGGGCACAGAUUCAUCUUUGAAUUCAAAAAAUUGCUGUUUUGGGUGAAUUAACCGGGUAAUAGUGAUUUUUGCUUCGCUAUUUUUGAUUUCAAAAAAGAGUUAAUAGUUCCUCAUAGAAGGCACUGUUUUCCUAUUCUAAACACAAUACUAUCGUUAAACUGUUACAACUAUCAUAAUGAAUGUCCUUAUUUACUCUGGUACUGGCACUUCUAAAAUUGCCUUGACAAGGACAUACCAAAGUCUUCUUAGAAUGGUCGUUCCGCAUUACGCUUUACGUUAUGUGGAUGUAAGAACACUUGACAAUGAACCUUGGACGAGCAGUACUGCUCUUCUUGUCAUUCCUGGUGGAAGAGAUUUGGGUUACUGUAAAGACUUUACCGAAAAAACAUAUCAAAAGGUAAAGGAGUUCGUACGAAGGGGUGGCUCUUACUUAGGAAUCUGUGCCGGGGGAUAUUUUGCUUCUGGAAAAGUUGACUUUCGCAUGGAGGACUCUAAACUUAAUGUUGUUGGCCCUAGAAAGCUCGCAUUCUUCCCUGGAACUUGUAAGGGUCCAACUUACCCUGGUUUUGUAUAUGACAGUGAAAGCGGCGCCAGGGCAGCUCCACUCGCCCUUUCACCAGAUCUUUCUGUUCCCGGAGCGACUGAUGGAAUUGUCAAGAUUUAUUGGAACGGAGGCGGCUCGUUUGUCGACGCACAUAAAUAUGAGAAUGUCCGUAUUUUGGCGCGUUACAAUGACCUCCCGGAGUCACAAAAUAAUGAACAGGCAAGCGUCAUCUCAAUGAAUGUUGGUCGAGGACGAGUCAUUCUGACAGGCGUUCAUCCUGAGUUCGAAACAGACGGAUGUGAAGGACACGAAAAACGCGAUGAGACAUUACGUCUUGAGUUUCUUCGCUGCUUACUACAAGAUCUAAACAUAAAAAUUAACGAAGACUACAACUCUGAGCAAUGGAAACCUUCUCUCCAUUACCUUAUCACGUCUGACUUUCAUUCCUCAUUGCCAGACUUGGCUGUUCUUUUUGAACAAGAGUCCCGUAAUGUUUUAAGGGAUAAGCGUUAUACCUUUCAUUUUAACGCAGCUGCCUCUGCUGAAAUCACUACAGGCGAAGCUAGCACGCUGAAUAACGAUGAGGAGGAGGAUCGAACAAUGCUUUCCAUUCACUCUUGUACCCCGUCAAAAGCAACAGAGUUAUUCUCACAACACUUUGACUAUCAACUCUAUGACAGAUGUUUGGGAGAUUGUGAUUUCGGAAGACCAUUUCUUUAUGCACCUGUGACAACGUCCACUCAAUCCUUGCUUGACCAAAAUACCGGCUUUUUAAGCACUCUUCCUACUGGUUUUACAGCUUGUGCUGAUCACCAGUUGAAUGGCCGCGGUCGUGGGCAAAACAUGUUUGUUUCUCCUCCGGGUAUUCUUGCUUUUUCCUACGUUGUUCGAAUUUCGUCCACUCAGUUUUCGACCGUACCUGUCGCCCUAAUCCAAUACCUCGUUUCGUUGGCCGUAGUUGAGAGUAUACAUGGCUAUGCACCUGGUUUCGACAAACUGCCUGUCUUCAUUAAAUGGCCUAAUGAUGUUUAUGUUCAAGUUUCCGACAACGAGAAGCUCCCAAAAUCCGAGCAGUACAAAAAGCUUUCAGGCGUUAUCGUAACAACUAACUACUCAAAUAACGAACUGUUUCUCGUCGUUGGUUGUGGUGUCAACGUGGACAAUACGGGCCCAACAACCUCUCUCAAUGCUGUCGUGUCCCAGUGGAACAAAACUGCCAAACAAGCAGGACACGUAGCUCUGGAAAAGGUGAGACGAGAGAAGCUUUUGGCAUUAUUUUUCCAUUACUUCGAGCUCUACUACAACCAGUUAAUCCAUCAAGGCUUCAGUACUAUUCUUCCCGUGUACUACAAAAACUGGCUUCACACAAACCAAAAAGUUUACCUGGAAAAUGGUGUUCCCGCACGCAUCGAAGGUAUCACAACCGAUUGUGGUCUACUAAUUGCUCAACCCAUUACUGAGGACGGAAGACCCAUAGGUGUAAAAGUCAUUCUCCAGCCAGAUGGCAAUAGUUUUGAUUUUAUGCGAAAUCUGAUUACGAAAAAGUAGAGGAACAAAACUGAAAACUGAUAAUACAUGCUUCCCCACUCCAAUACAUGUCUACGAAACCAAAUUACGUUCUCUCGAUCUCCUUAAAACUGUCACAUAAUACUCCAGUGAAUCCUCAUUUUUCGUAAACACAGCCUAGCGGGUAAACCUCGACAAUGUCUAGUGUUGCAUAGGGCGAUGACCGCCUCUUCUGCCGCCGUUGUUUCCAUAACCUCCACGGCCGCGACCGCGACCACGGAAGCGAUUGGAACGGUUUUCACGAUGUUGACUCUGUUGCUUGGCCACUUGCUCCACCAAUUCGUCUUGAACGCGAAGAUAUUUGAUCUAAAGUUGAAUUGUUAGUUUCAAUAAAGAUAUAUAAGAACAUAUUUUGCUUAAGAACGGCGUUUUUGCUUACAUUGUUUC